CAAUAUGACAAUACAAUGGGUUUAUAUACCACCUCCUUAAAAGACAGAAACAUAAUGUUGCAGAAGUCUGACCAUUCGUGGAAUCUUCAGCAAGAUGCUAGUGGAUCAAAACGUAUUUUAUUCGAUAUGCAUAUGGUUUUGGCUACUAAGAGAAUGUUUCAAGCUGAAACUGAGUUCGGCCAAAAUAAAAAUUCUCAGUUAACUAAAUCGGAAGGGGCUUCACUCAUGCCUAUGUCAGAUAUAUACUCUAAAGAACAAAAGGGGGAUCAACGAUUAGUUUUGCCAUUCAGUUUUGAAAAAUCUAUUUCUAUAAAUAAUAGAGAACUUAUUCUUUCUUCAGAUCCUUACCUAAUAAGUGAAAUACAAUAUCCCUACCCAGUGAAUGAAAUGCAGUGUGAAGAACAGGAGAGGUAUUUAAUAUUGCAAGAUAUAACAUCCUAUACUGGGACAUUUCGAAGACCAAUUCUCACUUCAGACUCCUAUUCAAUGGAUGAGAUACAAUAUCAGAAUCAAAAUUUUGUUCCUUCAUCACAAAAACUACACCCGGCUAAAGGGGUAUUAUCAGUCAUCUAUUCAGAAAAAGCAGUACAGGGUAGUCUAGUCAGUAAUGCAUUCCCUAACGCACAUUUAGCGAAUAUCGCUGGGGUAAUUCGAUCACUUCAAACUGGAGAUGAUAUGCGACAUACAUCAGGGCUAGCUGAUCAAUAUAAUAUUCAUGUUUAUAGUUCUGCCCCUCCACAGAUUUCAACAGAAAGAUCGAACCCAGACACUCUUUGGCAAUAUACUUAUGAAAAUUCACCUAUAUCUAGGCCACCUCUUCCUGAAUAG
Messenger RNA from Diversispora eburnea, 828 nucleotides. NCBI's taxonomy places the organism in Eukaryota, Fungi, Glomeromycota, Glomeromycetes, Diversisporales, Diversisporaceae. The record is from the annotation of a GenBank genome assembly.